Molecule: messenger RNA, 6059 nt
Organism: Dermatophagoides farinae (American house dust mite)
Lineage: Eukaryota; Metazoa; Arthropoda; Arachnida; Sarcoptiformes; Pyroglyphidae
Source: RefSeq, a predicted model, not a curated record
CAAUUUAUGCUGAAUGAAAGUCCCGAGUCAAAAUUGGUUAACAAUUUCAUUGAAAAAUAUAAGAAUAAAAAUGUUCCUAUAUAUUUUUGGCACAAAACUGAAACUAAUAAUGCUAUCGAAUCGGCGACCAUCAUUCAUAAGCAAGUAGAUCUUAAUAUUAACAACAACAAUCCUUGUUUGGAAAUCGCCUACAUAGUGGAUCGACCAAUACAAAUGAAAAUCUGGUUGCAAAUUAAUCAUCAUACAAAUCCUAACAAAUCGCAACUAUACAAUUUACAUGAAUAUCAACAAUCCAAUCAUAAUGAGAUAAUUCGAUUCUGUCCAACUGAUUUCUACGAAUAGAUCAUUUAACUAAACCUAAAGGACAGCUUUACAUUCAAUUGCAUGACAAUGUCAAGUCGGAAAACUUAGUGUUCAUAGCUGUGACGAAUGAACAGGAAUCGAACGAAAGAAAAACAAGUGAUAGCAGUUUGCCUGAACCAUUUUUCUUUCCGUUGACCUUAAAGGAUAACAAUGAAUAUCCAGUAUGGUCAAAAUCAAUUAUUCCGAAACCUGGCAAAGAAGUUAAAAGAGAUGGUGCAAAUUUGAUCAUGAACAAUUUAAAAUCAGCCACCAUAUAUUUUGUGUCGACCGCAUGGUUAUUCUAUGAAGACAAACAUUUACUGACCUCACGGCCAUUAAUACUAUCCUUAAGCUCUCAAGUAAAAGAAAUUCGAGCUAAACUCUGCGACGUGACAAGUUUAUGUAUACAAUCAAUGCAGAAAUCAUCAAUUUCCAUCGAAAAUUCAUUUCAAUAUUCAUUCCAAUUCGAACCACAUCCAAAUAGCAAGACUAGCCAUUUAAAUUUGCAAAUCGAAUUUAUCACUGAUACUUCCGCGGAUUUGACAAUCAAAAUGAUAAGUUUUGGCAAUCCAUGUCAACCUAAUCCAAUUUGUGUGGGUAAUAGCAAAUGCGAUGAAUUAAGUGAAUAUGUUCGAGCCAAUGACGUGGAAAGUGCCUGUUCUUGCAUUGAUGGUUGGUGGGGUGAUGAUUGUAAUCAAGUGGACCAUUGUUUCAAAUUAACAUGGGACUCUAAAACGAUGAGAUGUAUUAAUUUUGCAAAUGAAGCUGAAAUUCAAUGUGAUAACAAAUCACCCGAUCAAAUUAUUAUCUAUAAUAGCACCGAAAAAAAAUGUUCCCAACAAAAUCCAGAAGAACAGGAUGGCAAGAAAUUUAUUCUGCCCGACACGUCUCUCAUUGAUAUCCGGUUGUAUGACAUUUGUGUUUCGAUUCAAAACGCUGCCACAAACAAGACUGAGUCAGUUCCACUUCUUAAAUUGAAAUUUCAAUUAGAUAAACAAGUUUUGCUCGACGCUGAUUAUUUGGAUGGAAGUCAAUCUUAUAAUUUGUGUCUGAGUCAUUAUCUCAAUCUGACCGCUUUGGAUUGGAAUUACAAUGGAAAAUUGUUUCUUCAUCUACAAAAUACUGAUAACGAAACGGUAACGGCCAAAGUCGCAUUUUAUAAUCCUCCACUAAAUUGGGAACCGUCCAUACGCAGCAUUAAUAAAAUGGAAAAUGUGCAUUCAAUUGGAGCUGUCAUUGAAUCCUUUAAUAUUACUGAUAGAAGCAUUCAAUUCAAGUCCGAAACUGAAAAACAGGUAAUUUUAAUCACUCAAUGGUUCGAAAAUCCAUAUAGCAUAUUGGGUGAACAAGAAACUGAUCAAAAAAUUCGAAUUAAAUUUGGAAAACCAGAUCGACAGCAAGUAUGUUUUGCAAAGGUUAACAAAGAUUGCUCUGGAUUUGAUAAUCGAGAAGCAUUAAUCAGGCUAUUGAAAGAUAAUUCCGACUAUGGUUUCCAUUUUGAAUUGUUCUAUGACAGUGGUAUUAAUAAAACCAAUCCUUUUGAAGUUUCCAUCUUGGAUCCUUGUUGGCAUGACUGUAGUGGCUACGGUGAAUGUACAGCUAAUGGAUUCAAAAAUUAUCGAUGUAAUUGUGACGAUGGUCAUUAUGGGGAUAAAUGUCAGCUAACCAAAUGUAAGGAUGAUCAGGUUAAACAAUGUCAUGAAAAAAUUGAUAAAGAAUCAAAAUGUGUACCUAUCACUGAAGAAAAAUUUGAAUGUGAAUGUCCGGUUGGUUAUCAAUUUGAUCAAAAAACAGUCAGUUGUAGACGAGCGAUCAUUCAACGUAAAGAUAAGAUUUGUGGUACCAUGAUUAAUGGAACUAGUCCACAAUGUUUCCUACAAAAUCUUGCACAAAACAUGAAAUAUCUACCAAGUAAUUUUCCACGAAUCGACCAAUCUCUAUUUAAAUCUGGUCAACCGCCCGUAUACUACACGGCUAAAUCGGGUAGCCGCAUACAAAUUGAAGAGAUUAGCCUACCAAACAAUUUGAAUGAUGAAGAUAUUUGUCUUCAUUUUCGAUAUUUUUUGGCUGGCCAAAAUGCUCGAUUAAACCUUACAAUGAUAGCAAAUGAUGGCGAUGAACAAAAUCUCUUUCAAAUUGUUGGCAUAAAAAUGUUAGCAAAAACUAAAGAAAUUGCUCAUGAUGAUCAAAAAAUGCUGUCUUUGUCUAGUGACAAUAUGGAAAAGCUUUGUAUUAAAGAAAUGAUUGGUAGACAACAAAUAGAACAAUUAAAAUCUAUGACCUUAGUGGCAACAUUGAACGAUCAUUUGAAUGAUCUCACUUUGAUACAAAUAUCUGGAAUUCAUACGCAGCCUAUUGGACAACGAAUAUCUGACGAACCUUGGCCAUACAUAAGUCGAACGAAAUCUGGUCUGAAACAGUGGAAAAACGCUAAUAUCAAUAGUGAUAGUGAUUUUUGGCCAUUACAAUUUCCUAAUGGACGUUGGAAAAAUGAAAAACCUGAUUCUGAAAAUGAAACAUCAAUCAUAUCAUUAUCACCGCUACAUUCACAAACCACUGGAUUUGCUCAACUUGAAACCCAGUUGCUAAGGCGAACCAUUAAUGAAAGAACAGUCAUGGCCUUCAAGCUAAAUUCUAAGACACCAAAUUAUUUGAAACGUGUACACAUUGAAUUAUACGAUCAACAUCGUCAACCAUUGUACAAUAUGGGUACAUAUCAUGUAUUCGGCAAAGAAGAUUCCGAAGAUCACAAAGACGAGCAUGAUAUGAUCGUAUUGGGUGAAAAAAAAGUGAUCAAUGUGCCAAAAUUAAACAUCAACAAUGAAACUCUCUAUAAAGUAGUCAUUCAAUUUUAUUUCGAUGAUCCUGUUCAUCAAAAUUCACAAGUAAAAAGGUCAUCUCUCUUCGAUGUGAUGGAUUUUACAUUCGGUGAUCCAUGCGUUAGAAACGACGGUGAAGAUCAGAUUUGUUACAACUUGGAAGCAAUAGAAGACCCGAACAUUAAAUGUUUUCGAAACGUUUCAAUAGAUCGUACAGAAAUUGAUUAUCAAUGUGAUUGUGACUUCAAAAAUGGUGCCAAAGGGCGUAAUUGCUUUGAAAAGAAUUAUUGUUUGUAUCGACAUAUAAAAAUAAAAAGCGAAUCUCAAAAUAUAACUGGCGAACAAUAUUGUAAAAAUGAUGACGCCGAAUGUUAUGAAGGUCGAUUUCAAAAUUUUCAAUUUUUAUGCACAUGCAAAAAUGAAUCGCUUUGGUUUAAGAUGGAUGACAGGAAAUGUCGCCCAGUUCAACCAUGUCUGCUUGAUAUGCCUGGCCAAUUAGACCGACGCCAAUGUCGUGAUAAUGAAAAUAGAAAAUGUGACUGUAAUUGUAAAAUUGGUUAUGAACCAGAUCCAAAUGACCCAGAGAAUCAAUGUGUGGUCAGUAAUAACGACGAAUGUAGUUCAGAUGCUUGUCCUGAUAAACAAAUGUUAUGUGUCAAACAUGGCUCAAGUCAAUUAUGUAAAUGCCCUCAAGGUUUUAAAUUUGAUGGAUUAGAAUGUAAACCGGAUUUAUGCCUAUUUCCUUCGAUGAAUCCUUGUCAACAAAAAUGUACAUCUAUAGACAAAGAGCCAUUCUUUCGUUGUGAAUGUAACAAAGAAUAUUAUGAGACCGAAGACAAGAUCGAUCCAGUAACCAAUAUUACGUAUACUGGGUGCAAAUUGCGGAAUAAUGUGCCUAAGUUAUGUGAAAAAUGUACUGGCGCUAAUCAACUUUGCAAUGAUGGUCAAUGUCAAUGUAGGAAAGGAUUCGAACCAAAGCGAUCAUCGGAUGGCCAGAUGGAAUGCAUCAUCAAAGACCUUAAGAUGGCUUGUCCACUAAAUAAGCUGCGUAUCGAUUCAUUGACUAAUCGUACGUUCUGCGAUUGUACGCACAAAGAUCUAACCGAUUGGUGGCAACAAUCUAACGAUGGUUCAUGUACAUUGGUCAAAACCGCUUGCGAUGAAAAUGAAAAAGGAGAUCAAACAUGUCGCCGAUAUGGAGCAUUGUGCAUACUCGAUUCAGAACGUCCAGAUAAUUUUGAAUGCUUAUGUCCACAAGGAUAUAUGUUUUCUGACAAGACUCAAUCGAAAAAGAUAGUUCGUGAUCGAUGGCAAAAAUGUUAUCCAGUUUGUGAGCUGCCGUAUUAUGAACAAAUUUGUUCAGCAAUUGGUGGUCGUUGUAAUCCGAGUAAAUUAUGGAAAUAUCUAGAUAAGCUCAAACAAUCAUGAAAAAUGUCAACGGAAUAUUGUGAUUGUAUACCGGGUUUGUUUCGUCGAAGUAAUCGUGAUGGCGAUGUCUGUCAACAAGUAGUUGAUGCCACCGCUUAUCAUAUGAAACAUAAAUGGACGGUUCAAUUACAGAGUGAAUUCGAAUCUCGUAUUGCCAGUUUGAGUAAAUUGCUAGGAAAUUCUUUCAAUUAUUCAACGAUACGAGAAACAUCUAUCAACAAAAACAGGCUGGAUUACAUUGAUCCAAUCAAUUGGGCUAAAGCACAGAUUCGUUCAUUGAAAAUGAAUGAAGAACGUAAUCGUGAUAAUCAACAAAAAUGGAAUGCCUUGAUAAGACAACAAGUUUUACGUGAUCAUAUGCGGAUUAUGAUGGAAAAUUUUAAAGUUGUUGAAGAAAAAUAUCAGUUGGAUUUGGUCGGUAUGGAUCCUGUAGAAACCGACGUUCCAGACAAUCAUGAUCAAUAUCAGGUGAUAGUCUAUAUUCGUGAUCGAAAUGCAGACAAAAAGAUCAAAUAUUUCAAACACGGUGAAUGGUGUCUCGUUCCAUACUUACAAAUGGCAUUUGAAACUCAACCAAUGUCAUUUGAUCCAUGUAGUCAAGUAGAUGUCUGUCAAGGAAUGUCCGAUUGUCUGAAUAAUAGUAAAUCUAAUGGAUACUUUUCCUGUGAAUGUAAUCAAGACUAUUUUGUAGUUGAAAAAUCGUACAUAUUUAAGACAAAUAAUGAUUUGAUCACCAGUAAGAAUGAACGUUGCUUGAGCCGUGAAUUAUGCGGUAACUGUACAGGCGAUAAUCAACAAUGUUUCGAAAUGGAUCCAGUUCGAAGAAAAGAUGAUAAAAGUAAAUGGGAAAAAAGUCGCUUAUGUGGAUGUCAACCGGGAUAUCGACGUGAUUCAGAACAGGAACCUUGUGUCAAUGUUUGUCAACCGGAUACAUGUGCUUCAGGUGGUGAAUGUGUACCAGUUGGCGAUGAUGGUUAUAAAUGCCGAUGUGAUAGCGAACAUUAUGGAGAAAGAUGUGAGAAUGAAUUCGGUUCAAAUGUUGGAUGGAUCGUCGCUAUCGUCAUACUCUCAUUGGUCAUCGUAGCGGCAUUCGCCAGUCUAGCAUAUGUAUUACUUUUUAGGAACAAGUCAACAGAUAAAGCUGAUUCGUAUUCAUCCUCAUCAUCACCAUCAUCAGAAACAUUAGAAUUUCGUCCGCAGACUGUUAACAUAAAAAUCACCGAGGCCACCGAUUCCAAUGACAAUGACAAUGGACCAUCGUUUGAUCAAUACAGCAAAGAGCCGACGAUAAAGACGGUCCAUUUGCAAGAAUCAUCAUUAAAUCGAUCCAAACACGGAAUGGCCUUAAUCGUUCGCAAUCGCGGCUCUUAUAAUAUAACACAACCAUCAUGAUUAAAUCUUUUGUUUUAUUUUGUAAUCUUGUUAUUAAAUUGAAGAGUUGUUGACAUUAAAACAUCUUUUAAAUAUCAU